Schistosoma guineensis is the source of this 795-nucleotide messenger RNA. The record is from the annotation of a GenBank genome assembly. Lineage: Eukaryota; Metazoa; Platyhelminthes; Trematoda; Strigeidida; Schistosomatidae.
AUUUACGGUGCUGACCCAAAGAAAAAAAUGACACUCCCUUCGAUCGAUUACAGCUGCUCUUUGAACGACAUUUGGAGUUAUUAGUCAAAUUCCGCACGCAGCUGCUAAAUCAGUCAUGCUAUGAAGAUGCGACGGAAGUGGAUGGAUUGAUAUCUCAAUUACACAGUGAGCUGGAAAAUGACAGCAGCCUUCAUGAAUCCUCGAUAAACUAUACUUCAAACGAAACAGUCAUCCAUGAUGCGCCCAGUGGUCCAGUACUUUCCAUUCCAGAAACAUGCCCGGUAAUGGAGUCAAACUCCAUCAUCCCCGAAACAGCAUGUACAGACAGUAGCAUAUCCAGCUCACGAAAAGGUCCCAUUGUUUUGCCAGGAAAUGUGUCUCAAGCAUCGAAUAAUAAUCAAGAGCCUGGUACGGUUUUGUUGGACGAGGAUUAUCAUAAUGAUCCAUUAUCUACUAGUGAUGCUCCCCAUAAAUUUGAUAACAGUAUCUCAGAAGAUUUAAACUCGGAUGAUUUCGAAUUGAAUGGUGUUUAUCCUCAUUAUCUGGUCGAUUUUACUGAAUUCCCCGUCCAAUAUGUCUUAAAUGCAAUCAAAUUAAUUGUAAUUUGGGCUUAUGAAGACCCAACAUUGUUUCGCGGGGGAGGAUAGACGCGAAAAAAAAUUUAAAAUCCGGUUAUCAACUCCGGAUCUCCAAAAAAAGGAGGUGUUUGGAUAUUCAAGAAAAUAUCCCAAAAUUAUUCUAUUAAGUCUAAUGCUAUUCCUGGACUUGGAGGUGGUAUUAUUUUCUUAUUGGUCA